GGGGGCAAAAGAGGACAACGGAGCUGAGCAGGGACUGGGAAACAAAGAGUUACGGAGCCGUGGAUGGGGAGUUGCACUGUCACGUAGCAACACUUCACGCUCCAGGAGCUCACCGUGCUUGGACCCAGGGGACAGAGGGGAAGAGCCUGCCCAUAUGGCCGAGCAGCCAGCCCCAGAGCUGGCCCCAUCCACCCAGGUGAUGACCAUGGAUGGCACCGAAGCCCCUCUACCCCGGACCACCCGCCGAGGCUCCAAUCCCACAGCCCCAGCACGGAGCACGGAGGAGGGCAAAGCGCCACAGCUGCUCUCCCGCCGCAGCUCCAUCCUCAGCACCCUCCCGGCACCCCUGGCCAGCCGCCGCAGCUCUCUGGGGGCAGCCCCGGGGGGCAAGCUCCCCUGGAUGCUCCACAGCCGCGUGAGCUUCUCGGGGCUCCCCCUUUUCCAGCCCAUCCCCGAGAUCCGCCUGGAAAACACCUACAGGAUGCGGCCAGAUGAAGGCUGCGGGUUCAAUGCAGGGCGGGUGCAGCGGGUGCUGGAGAGGGUCCUGGCAGGGGUCCUGGGGGGCACAUCCUACAGCCCCCAGGGCAGCGCCCCGCUGGUGCACAGCCUGGCCGAGCUGCUGCGGUGCCGGGCAAAAGAGGUGGUGCCGCCCCGCUACAAGCUGGUGUGCCACGUGCUGCUGGGCCAACACGGCCAGCAGAGCCUGCUGGUGGCCAGCCGGGCGCUCUGGGACCCCGAGAGCGACAGCUUCGCCUCAGCCACCUUCUCCAACGCCUCCCUCUUUGCCGUGGCCACGGUGCACGGGCUCUAUUUUGAGUAGCAGCUGCCUUCCCCCAGGCAGCCGUGGAGGGGGAGAGCAGGUGGAAAUAAAGG
Molecule: messenger RNA, 873 nt
Organism: Oxyura jamaicensis (ruddy duck)
Lineage: Eukaryota; Metazoa; Chordata; Aves; Anseriformes; Anatidae
Gene: DYNLT4
Product: Tctex1 domain containing 4
Exons: 2
Coding region: 155-820 (221 amino acids)
Biological process (GO): microtubule-based movement
Cellular component (GO): cytoplasm; cytoplasmic dynein complex
Molecular function (GO): dynein intermediate chain binding
Source: RefSeq, a predicted model, not a curated record